UGAACUUCUUGGAUAUAAAACAAUUGGAAUGUUUGCGUUUUAGACAAGUGUUGAAUGCUGAAAUGAAAAGACUGACUGCAAAAGGUCUUGGAACAAAAACCAAACAAGCCGAACCAAUCACUGAAGAAUCCGAAAACACACUUUGGGAGAAGAACAUGUUUGGAGACAGUACCUCACAGAGCCUACUCAACACUGACUUCUAUUAUAACUGCAAGCUCUUUGGACUCCGUGCAUGUGACGAGCACAGAAGUUUACAAGUUGAACAGAUAAUCGUGGAUAAAGAUCAAAUCGGAGAUUAUAUUGAAUUCAGAGGGACGACGGCGAAGAAUUACAACGGCGGUCUUUAUCAUCGUUCAGUGGAGGCCAAGAACAUACGUCAUCAUACAACCGGGGAUCUGCCGAGAUUGUACAAUACUUACCUGUCGAAAAUUGGUAACACUGGACCAUUUUACAGGCGACCACUGCCAGAGAAAGACAACGACAACCUACGCUACAGCAGCCAAGUCAUCGGUGUGAACAAACUUAAAACUUUAAUGAAGAAAAUGUGUGAAAGUGCUGGAAUAGAAGGAUAUUUCACGAACCACUCCGGGAAACGUACUUGUGCAACGCGUUUGUAUGAAGAGGGCAUCGAAGAGCAGGAAAUCAUGCGUAUAACUGGCCACAGAAGCACAAAGGCAGUGAGAAAGUACAAAAGACCGUCGCAGGAAAUGCUGUCAUCUAUUGAAAACGUAUUGGAUCCACCCAAGAAAAUCAAACUUGCCCAAAACUCGGAGGUGAUCACGCCCAGUCAUCCUAUAUUGAAUUCCAGGCCACACGCAGUUGUGAACGGAAUACUCUGGCAACCCCCUCAACAAAAACAAAGAGAAGUCAAGACAAACAUGAUGGUCCAUGGCUUUGAGCAGCCUACAGUGGUCUCCAUCAACGUCUUCAAGCUGGAGGUGGUGAACCAGUUCACCUAUCGCGGCUCCACCAUCAUAGACAAUCUUGUCUAUGAUGCUGAGAUCAACACGCGGAUUGUCAUAGCGCGCCAGCCCCGCCAGACUGACGAAAAGGGUAUGCGUCUUUAA
Haliotis rufescens (red abalone) is the source of this 1067-nucleotide messenger RNA. RefSeq lists its product as uncharacterized. Gene Ontology annotation, biological process: DNA integration; DNA recombination. The record is from RefSeq and is a predicted model, not a curated record. Bases 63 to 1067 code for a protein of 334 amino acids. Gene Ontology annotation, molecular function: DNA binding. The transcript is spliced from 2 exons. Lineage: Eukaryota; Metazoa; Mollusca; Gastropoda; Lepetellida; Haliotidae.